AUGUUAGAUCGAUAUCUUUUUUUAUGUGCCGUGACCCUUCAGGACCAAGGCAGCAAAUACAGUAAGAAACAAGAUUUAAACGCAUUAUUAUUUAUUAUAUAUUUAUUAAAUCUCUCUCUCUCUCUCUCUAUCCCACCCCCCUCUCUCACUCUCUCUCUAUCUAUCUAUCUAUUUAUAUCUCACUCUCUCACUCUCUCUCUCUCUCUCUCUCUCUCUCUCUCUCUCUCUCAAAAAAAAAGAUUUGCGGGAAGCUAUAAAUGGCUAAUCAGACAGCAUUGGUCUCUCUCUCUCUCUCUCUCUCUCUCUCUCUCUCUCUCUCUCUCUCUUUUCUUCGACACUCCGUGGGCUGAGUAUUUCUCACCGGGAGCAUAUACUGAUCCCAGUUAUGAGUUAGGUUCUUCAAUGCUAAUUUUCAUGACAGGCCCUCCCCACUUGAAGGACCGAGGCAGCACUCUCUUCUUACCGUGUAUCAUUUAUUCAUCCAGUUAG
Molecule: messenger RNA, 489 nt
Organism: Acanthosepion pharaonis
Lineage: Eukaryota; Metazoa; Mollusca; Cephalopoda; Sepiida; Sepiidae
Source: the annotation of a GenBank genome assembly